Molecule: messenger RNA, 3044 nt
Organism: Durio zibethinus
Lineage: Eukaryota; Viridiplantae; Streptophyta; Magnoliopsida; Malvales; Malvaceae
Gene: MAG2
Product: RINT-1 / TIP-1 family
Biological process (GO): regulation of ER to Golgi vesicle-mediated transport; endoplasmic reticulum to Golgi vesicle-mediated transport; retrograde vesicle-mediated transport, Golgi to endoplasmic reticulum
Cellular component (GO): Dsl1/NZR complex
Source: RefSeq, a predicted model, not a curated record
GGUAUUGGGUUGACCCGAUACAAACCCGAAUUCGAGCCCUUUUCUCUUUUGGUAAGAAUUGGACUCAGUAUCUCCGCCAUGGACGCAACGAGUCAGCCGAUUCUGGUACACUUUCUCUCCAAAUAGGAACUUCGUAAUUACCAAUUCCUAUCUAAUUUCCCUCGCCGUCCAACUCCUGCAUGGUUUGACCCGAAAUGGACUCUUUGCAAAGUCUCCCUGAACUCUCGAGUCUCUCCACCUCGGCCUCUUCCAUCCUCAACGCUAAACUCCGCACCGACUACGACCUAACUCAAGCACCGAGUCUCGUCUCUGAGUUUCUGACUCAGUGCGAUGAUUUGGACCGAAGCCUAAUCCACCUCAAUCGCACCCUCGAAUCAAGAAUCGCAUCUUACGCUUCCUUCUCCGAUCGCGUUGGCAACCUCUUUGGCGAUGUGAAUUCGAAAUUGACCGAUCUCGGCUCCUCCUUUUGUUCUCGGAGCUCCCUUUCAGAUGGAGAAGGAUUGGGAGAGGAGCUGCCGGCAUUGGCGAAGGAGGUGGCGAGGGUGGAAACUGUCCGAGCAUAUGCAGAGAUAGCGUCAAAGCUUGAUAAUUUAGUUGGUGAUAUUGAAGAUGCUGUGUCUUCUACUAUAAACAAAAAUUUAAGAAAGGAUUCCACACAAAAUUCAGAAGAAAUCCGCCUGGUUGCUAUUAAAACACUCAAACUGACAGAAGACUUGUUAACUUCAGUCACAAAGGCACGCCCCCAAUGGGCACGUCUAGUCUCAGCUGUUGAUCACAGAGUAGAUCGAGCUCUAGCAAUAUUAAGACCCCAGGCAAUCGCAGAUCAUCGAGCCCUUCUAACAUCCCUUAGAUGGCCACCACCACUUUCCAAUUUGACUUCCUCAAGUCUGGAUACAAGGAAAUCAAAUGAAGUCCCAAAUCCUCUUUUUACAAUGCAAGGUGAUCUCAAACACCAGUACUGUGAAAACUUUCUUGCCCUGUGCCGCCUGCAGGAGUUGCAGAGACAAAGAAAAUCUCGGCAACUUGAGGGCCAUAAUUGGGAGGUUGCUCUUCACCAACCACUUUGGGCAAUUGAAGAGCUUGUCAAUCCUGUAUCUGUUGCAUCCCAAAGCCAUUUUUCAAAGUGGAUUGAUAAACCAGAAUUCAUUUUUGCUCUGGUGUAUAAAAUUACACGGGAUUAUGUUGAUUCUAUGGACGAGUUAUUACAACCAUUGGUUGACGAAGCAAUGCUAACUGGGUACAGUUGUAGAGAAGAAUGGGUUUCCGCUAUGGUAGCCUCCUUAUCAACAUACUUGGCUCAAGAGAUAUUCCCUAUCUAUGUUGGUCAACUGGAGGAAGAGAGUGUGACUGGUAUCAGAUCACAGGCUAGGACAUCUUGGCUCAACCUUGUUGACUUGAUGAUCUCUUUUGAUAAAAGAAUAAAGUCUCUUGUAGAACAGUCUGGGAUCUUGCUUUCCCUUAGGGAAGAUGGGACUCUGUGUAAGAUUUCCUCUGCCUCUGUCUUCUGUGAUCGACCGGACUGGCUUGAUUUAUGGGCCGAAAUAGAGCUAGCUGACACAAUGGAAAAACUAAAACCAGAGAUGGAAGAAGAGAAAAACUGGACUAAGAAAGUUCAGGGGGCAGUGCUUUCUAAUUCUGAUGAUUAUAAGUGUCCUGCAGUUUCCAGCAGCUUUUUUCAGUGUUUAUCAUCUUUGAUUGAUCGAUGUCGAUCAUUGCCUACAGUUUCCUUGAGGUCAAGGUUUUUGAGAUUAGCUGGUACACCAGUCAUAAAAAAAUUUUUGGAUUGCUUACUUCUCAGAUGCCAAGAAGCGGAAGGAUUGACUGCCUUAACAGAUGAUGAUGCUCUAAUCAAAGUUGCAAACUCCAUUAAUGCAGCUCACCAUGCUGAAUCCAUUUUAAAAGAAUGGUGUGAGGAUGUUUUUUUCCUUGAGAUGGGAUUGGAUCAAGGUGAUGACCUUGGAGAGUCUAUUGCUGAAUAUGGUGGUAGCAAGGUUCCAAUUGAAGAUUAUGGAAAUGGUAUUUUUCAUGAGGAGAUUGUUAACUAUGAGGAUUUCAGAACACAGUGGGUUGAGAAGAUAUCUAUAGUUGUUUUGAGAGGAUUUGAUGCCCGAUGCAGAGAUUACAUGAAAAACAGGCGACAAUGGCAAGAAAAGAGUGAAGAAGGUUGGACGGUAUCGAGAACAUUGGUUGGGGCCCUGGAUUAUUUGAAGGGGAAAAUGUCAGUAAUCGAAGAAAAUUUAAACAGGCUAGACUUUGCUGGGAUCUGGAGGAGUCUGGCAGCCGGUGUAGAUCGAUUGAUUUUUAAUGGCAUACUUAUGAGCAAUGUGAAGUUUCACGAUGACGGAGUGGAGAGAUUCGGGUAUGAUUUAGAGGUCCUAUUUGGUGUUUUCAGGGCGUGGUGUCUGAGGCCCGAAGGUUUCUUCCUGAAAGCAAGUGACGGGUUGAAGUUGUUGAAGAUGGAAAAGAAGCAACUUCAAGGUAUCCCGACAGGAGGGGAGAAAUGGAUGAAGGAGAAUGGAAUUAGGCAUUUGAGUGUAGCUGAGAUUGAAAAGAUUGGGAAGAACAGAGUAUUUACAAAGUAGAAGGAUUUUGAAUUUUGGUUCCAUUCUUAUCAUUGUAGUUGAAUAUACAGUGGACUUGGAGACAUAGGCUCUUCUUCUCUUUGAUUAACCCAUUUGUUUGAGAAAAUAAUACAAUAAUAAGAAAAAUGAAAUUGCUUUGUCAUAUUUUGAGCAUCAGCAUUGUUAUUAAUUGUAAAAUUUUCAGAUUUAAACUUAUCGAGGUUUAUUAUUUGUGCUGCUUAAAGUAAAUCAUGUUGUUUUAGAACAUUGACAGACAAAUACAUUGCUAAGUUUGUCCUGUCUCUCUAACCGUCCUACAUCCAGUAUCCUUUCGUCUUUUUGUCGGAUGGAUUUUUCUUUGGGGUACUGAAAUCCAUUGCUGAAUCAGCGGCCAGUGUUCCUAAUUAUAUCCUAGAAAUCCUUUUAUUACGUUCAGGAAGACUUUUUAUGCACGAACAACAUUACAUCUCAUUCUCUUGUGCC